Molecule: messenger RNA, 1599 nt
Organism: Carlito syrichta (Philippine tarsier)
Lineage: Eukaryota; Metazoa; Chordata; Mammalia; Primates; Tarsiidae
Gene: KRT27
Product: keratin 27
Exons: 8
Coding region: 32-1411 (459 amino acids)
Biological process (GO): hair follicle morphogenesis; intermediate filament organization
Molecular function (GO): structural molecule activity
Source: RefSeq, a predicted model, not a curated record
CAUCCUGGAACAAACGCUCAGUCUGAACACCAUGUCUGUGCGCUUUUCUUCCGCAUCCAGACGGCUUGGCUCCUGUGGGGGAGCAGGCUCUGUGAGGCUUUCUACUGGGGGAGCAGGCUUUGGGGCUGGAAACACGUGCGGUGGGCCAGGCAUUGGAAGUGGCUUCUCUUGCACCUUUGGGGGCAGCUCGUCCACCGGAGGUUUUGGGGCAGGGCUGAGCGGGGGAAGUGCUUCUUGUGCAGCCUUCACCGGGAAUGAGCAUGGCCUCCUCUCCGGCAAUGAGAAGGUGACCAUGCAGAACCUCAACGACCGCUUGGCCUCCUACCUGGAGAAUGUUCGAGCCCUAGAGGAGGCCAACGCCGACUUGGAACAGAAGAUCAAGGGGUGGUAUGAGAAAUUUGGGCCUGGUUCUUGCCGAGGUCUUGAUCAUGAUUACAGCAGAUACUUCCCAAUAAUUGAUGACCUUAAAAACCAGAUAAUUUCUGCAGCUACAAGUAAUGCUAGUGUCGCCCUGCAAAAUGAUAAUGCAAGACUAACGGCUGAUGACUUCAGACUAAAGUAUGAGAAUGAACUGGCCCUGCACCAGAGCGUGGAGGCGGACAUCAAUGGUCUACGCAGAGUCCUGGAUGAGCUGACCUUGUGCAGAACCGACCUGGAGAUUCAGGUGGAAACUCUGAGCGAGGAGCUGGCUUACCUCAAGAAGAAUCACGAGGAGGAAAUGAAGGUCCUGCAGUGCGCGGCUGGAGGCAACGUCAACGUGGAGAUGAAUGCGGCCCCUGGGGUGGACCUCACAGUCCUGCUGAACAACAUGCGAGCUGAGUAUGAGGCCCUGGCUGAGAAGAACCGCAGAGAUGCCGAGGCCUGGUUCAACGAGAAGAGCGCCUCGCUGCAGCAGCAGAUCUCAGAUGACGCUGGGGCCACCACCUCCGCCCGGAAUGAACUCACCGAGAUGAAACGCACUCUUCAAACCCUGGAGAUUGAACUGCAGUCCCUCCUAGCCAUGAAACACUCCCUGGAGUGCUCCCUGACGGAGACCGAGGGCAACUACUGUACCCAGCUGGCGCAGAUCCAGGCUCAGAUCGGGGCCCUGGAGGAGCAGCUGCACCAGGUCAGGACCGAUACCGAGGGCCAGAAGCUCGAGCAUGAACAGCUCCUGGACAUCAAGUCCUACCUGGAAAAGGAGAUCGAGACCUACUGCCACCUGAUCGAUGGCGAGGAUGGCUCCUGUUCUAAAUCAAAAGGCUUUGGAGGCCUUGGGAAUCAGACAAAAGAUUCAUCUAAAACCACCAUUGUUAAAACAGUUGUUGAAGAAAUCGAUCCUCGUGGUAAAGUUCUCUCUUCCAGAGUUCACACCAUGGAAGAGAAACCCACCAAAGUCAAUAACAAGAGUGAACAGAGGGCACCUUCCUAAACUCCAGUCCCCAAGAAAAAAUGGGCCCUAAACUAAAAUACCAAAUCAAAACUAGGUUCCUUAAUAAGGGCCUUCUUAUUUUUCGGUUUUCUUGCAAUUAAUUAAGACAAGCUAUUUUUAGAAUAGUAACAUUUCUUUGGCUUUCUCUAUGGUGAUGUUUCAAUAAAAGUUCUUCCUCUUGCAAGUCA